AUCGAAGAAGGUAGUACUUAAGGUACCUUGUAUUGUACCAGACGGCCUUGACUCCAGCUUUAUUAGACAAAGCUUCGAACAAACAGUAAAUUCAACGACUAAAAUUACCUAACACAACUUUCGAUAAGAAACAUAUAACUUCAGUAUCUGCUAAUUAUCCGUCGAGAUAUAAGGUACCUAGUACCAUAAAAUACCAUAUUAUGGUAUGAAGUCAUUUCUCUGCUCUGUUCGAAGUAACGCCUUACCCGCCAUUAUCAACUCGUGAAGUAUCGAAGACAAUGGCACGCAUAGCACCAAGGACGUCGGUAGCGCCUGAUAAAUUCAAGAAUUUACUUCCCACUUUGAAGCCCACUAUUUACCACGACCCGGCAGUAAAUAAGACCCCAAACAACAUUCGCACGAUCGCCUGGAAUCCACUGGGCACUUAUAUUGCAACGGGUUGUUUGGAUAAGACUUUACGCGUCUGGAACGUGGACAAGCCUAAUGUGCGCCAAACGACCGAGUUGAAAGGUCAUACAGCAUCAAUUGAAAAGGUUGCCUUUAAUCCCGUCAAGGAGCUUGAGUUGUGCAGUGUGAGCAGUGAUGGAGUGGUUAGGUUCUGGGAUGUCAAGACUAAGCAGGUUCUGAACGAGGUUAAGGGCUUGGGUGAGACCUUUACUUUAGCAUGGGCUCCACGCGGCGAAUGUGUUAUUGUCGGGAACAAGGAAGAUACACUUUUUGUCAUUUCACCAACCGAAAGUACUCCAAUCUCGUCACACCAACAGUCUGUACAGACGAACGACAUCGCGUUCUGUUGGAGUGGUGAAAGGAUAUUUGCUACCACCGGAGAUGGGAAAAUCCGAAUCCUCUCAUUUCCGAGUUUCGAGCCUGCCUAUCAGUUUAGCUACAAAGAGGGACCGGAUGCCGAAUUCCAGUUAACUGGACACACCUCGUCUUGCAUAUCUGUGGAACUACAUCCGUACAAUCGGUAUCUAGCCACGGGUGGGACUGACUCCCUGAUUUCGUUCUGGGAGACAACGGAAUGGAACUGUGUCAGGACAGCGACGAAGAUGAUCGGCCCAGUCCGCACUCUUAGUUUCUCCUGGGACGGUCUGUAUAUAGUAGGCGGAAGUGAGGAAGGAACUGGACUAGAUAUCUUCAACUCUGAAACUGGAGAUCAUCUCUGCACAUACAAGACCUCAACAGCUUCUCCCGUCAUCGCCUGGGCUCCAAAUCGAUAUGCACUCGCGUAUAUCGACUCGGGAAGUUUACGAGUAAUAGGAGCUAGCGCCGGAGGGAAGUAGGAAGUUUGGGUGCGAGUUUAAUUGAUUACUCGCUAUGGUAACGGGUAACUAAGGAGAGACUCAUACUAUGAAGACUCAAUUCUGGUCGACUAGUUGAACUGUAUACGAUGGAUUUUAGGGGCACGGUAAAGUGUAGUUUUAAAACUGCGCUUGUUCAUAUAGACACCUACCUAAGGUAUAAGGAGAUAAUAUUUCGCCAAUAAUCCUUGAACCACCAGAUGAAAUAGCCAACUAGCAGAGACGGUAAUUACUUUAAUUAGAAACCUACUCAGGUUUUAUGUACACCUGAUGAAGAAUUCUUUCUAUUACACGCUAACUAUCGUUAGCUGAACUGCAAACUACUUACGGUUGUCUACUUGGCAUCGUUUAGAUUUUUUCAAUAUUUUUUCUCUCCAUCAUUUACCAUUUUAAGCUUAGAUGUAAGCUUAACUUAGCAUACCUACCUGAAUAAGCUUUACGGACUCAGAUAUGACAAUAUGACAGUAUGUAUCUUCAUGCUGCAUACUUACAUGUCUGCAUGCAUGGUAGUAAGGUCCGUGUAACGUUGUUUUAUAGGAACUCUCCGCUAGUACGAGCGCCUCGGAUGACUUUGAAUAUAAUAGCCAAUUAGAUCCGAUUACAGCUUACAUACGCAUAUGUAAAAGGUAAGGGAGGCAGUAUAGUGAAAUAA
This is a messenger RNA of Daldinia caldariorum, 1953 nucleotides long. Its product is annotated as WD40 repeat-like protein. NCBI's taxonomy places the organism in Eukaryota, Fungi, Ascomycota, Sordariomycetes, Xylariales, Hypoxylaceae. Gene Ontology annotation, biological process: mRNA export from nucleus. The record is from RefSeq and is a predicted model, not a curated record. Bases 279 to 1283 code for a protein of 334 amino acids. Gene Ontology annotation, cellular component: THO complex part of transcription export complex. The transcript has 6 exons. Gene Ontology annotation, molecular function: protein binding.